Messenger RNA from Mucor mucedo, 1498 nucleotides. RefSeq names its product glycosyl-transferase for dystroglycan-domain-containing protein. Gene Ontology annotation, molecular function: glucuronosyltransferase activity; xylosyltransferase activity. The record is from RefSeq and is a predicted model, not a curated record. The transcript has 3 exons. Lineage: Eukaryota; Fungi; Mucoromycota; Mucoromycetes; Mucorales; Mucoraceae. Gene Ontology annotation, biological process: protein O-linked glycosylation via mannose. Bases 123 to 1382 code for a protein of 419 amino acids.
CUUUACUCCAUUUACUUUUAUUUUCUGCGACUAGAUUGUUUUUUUUCUGCUUAAAAAAAGACACUUUCACGAAACUAUAUACAUAUAUAUAUAUAUUUAUAUAAAAUAAAAAUAGAAUUAAUAUGGCACUACCAAAGGCAGCUAAUUACUUUAUUGUAAUAUACCUUGUAUGCUCCAUCUUGUACACAUCAACCUAUUUACUGGGUUUUGGGAAAAGCACUUCCAAAGCUAGUGUCUCCUCAGGCAUGAGCGUUGCUAGUUUACAACAACAUUAUCUCGGCAAACAACAAGUAGAUUGGACAAACUCGCUUGAUGAAGUUGUUGAAUCCACACCAGAGGAUUUCGUAUUAAGUAAAGCCUUUUCAGAAACAAUGGGUCCUUCCAAGGUGAUCCCAUACUACUUCAAAGCAACUGAAAAUUUCGACCAUGAAGAAGUGACCAUUGCAACCCUGGUUACUUACAAUCGAUUCAAAGUGCUCGGAAGACUUGCUUCUCAUUACAAAGGUCCUGUUUCUGUCGCUCUUCACGUGAAUGACGAUGGUCAAAAGCAACAAAUCUUGACGGAUCUUCACCAACUUUAUGCUGACAAUGAAGACUUGAGACGCUAUGUUGAUCUCCAUCUGGUUGUCGACAAAUUCGACCGUCAAUUUAACAUGUGGCGUAACGUGGCUAAAUUCUUUGCGCGUACCGAUUUCAUCAUGAUGCUGGAUGUCGACUUUUAUCUUUGUACAGACUUUAGAAAAUCAUUGAAAAAGCAGCCUGAAUUAAUGGAUUUAUUGAGAUCCGGUAAAGGUGCUAUUGUUGUACCUGCUUUUGAAUACGUUGAUGAAAGUGACGGUAUCGACUGGAACGAUUUCCCUAAAGACAAAAAGGAAUUAAUGGUGGAUGUUGAGACUGAGAAGCUUGAUAUGUUUCAUAGAGGCUGGAAGCGUGGUCACGGCUCAACAAAUUAUAAGAAAUGGUACGAUCAAGUGAAGCCUUACAAGGUGACCGAUUAUAACUAUUCAUAUGAACCCUAUGUGAUCUUUAAAAAGGAAGGAACUCCAUGGUGUGAUGAGAGAUUUGUUGGUUACGGUGCAAACAAGGCUGCUUGUUUGUUUGAAAUCUUUUUGGCUGGUAUCGAUUAUUGGGUCUUGCCUGGCGAUUUCUUGAUUCAUCAAACACAUUAUUAUCCUGAAGACACAAGAGCAAAAGAGCGUACAUACAAUAAAAAAUUAUACGAUUAUUAUAGAGAAGAAACCUGUCUUCGUUAUGCUCGUAUCAUGAUUGCUGCUAAUGAAUGGAACACAUCAAAAUCUGCCAACCUCAAGAAAGAAUGUAAUAGAAUUCGUGGUUUCAAUGAUGUUAUUCAAAAAGUCGCUUCUGAACACAACGAAUUAUAAUAUUUUAUCUUACCCCCCUUCCCCUUUUUCUCCCCCACACAAAGCCUUGGCAGUCGUAUAAAUAAAUGUUUUUUUAAUUAGCGAUUGACGCACGCUCAUCAAUUAAAAAAAAAAAA